CACGGCGGAAAGAAUACUAACCUGGGAAUCCUCUAAUGUUUUUAAGGUUUAAACUGAAACAAUGGUCAAAUUUGAAGAAGGAAAAGGAAAAUAAAAAUGAAAGAGAACGUUCGCCCACGCCUAUCAGCAAAGUUGUUCUCAAUUCUGUCAAAUUAUCGUACUUUGUCAUCUAUAAAUAUCAUUACUCCAAAUAUUAACAUCAAUAGUUAAUUGCAAACCCACAAAUUAAGCAAUCCUGUGCGGUUCUUCUCUUUCUUACCCUCUCAGGUCUGAACCCAGCAGAUUUUAUACUCUUUCCUUUUUGAAUCUUGCAACAGCAGUAGUUUUUCUCCACCUUCUUAUGUUUAACAGCCUCUCUUCUCUGUUUUUUCUUUCUCCAACCUUCGCACUAUAAAUGUUUAGAAAGUGAGCUUUUUGGAGAUGCAAAUCUGAUUUUCUUGAAUUUGCUCUGAGUCUUGAUAAAAACCCAUUUUCUAGAGUCUUAAUUUAAGUUUUUUUGCCUUCCUUCUAUAAAACCUUUAACUCUCGGGUUUAAGUGUGUCACGGAUCUGAAGAAAGUGGAAGCUGCACAUCUAUUCAUUGCAUGUGGAAAAUUCGACUCAUAGCUCUUCAAAAAACAGAGGAAAAAGAACUCAAAAUAAAAUAAAGUUGGUAUCUUUUUGGCGGCGGAAAUUUGUGGGCACUUAAUAGGAUUCUGUUCUGUUCCAAAAUCUUGUACUUUCAUUGUUUUUUUUUUCACUCAGUAAAUCUGGGCAUCAUUUUUCAAUAAGAUCAAGGAUAUCAUUUGAGGAUUGGCGCUUUAGUUUGCUCAUUUCAAAAAAUUGAGGUAUUCUGAUAGUUGGCGAGGACUGCUGAGUGCUGAGUAUGAGGAAAAAUGGUAAUUAUCAUUCAGGAAGGAUAUUCAAUGACAGAAGGUGGAAAAUUCCGUUCUUUGUGAGUUUACUUGUGUCAAUUACUCUAUUUACUGCUACCAUUUUUGGGUUAUACUCUGCGUCUUAUGGAAGAGAUCAAUUGCAAGUAGACAUUGUUAAGUUUGAAAAUUCUGAGGACUCGGAUGGAUACUUUGUGGAAUCGGAUCUAAUGAAGUCUUUUAAAUCAAGUAAGGUCUCAGAAAUAGAGCCACCGAGAUUUGCUUAUCUCAUUUCGGGUACAAAGGGCGAUAGCCAGAGGAUGAUGAGGACAUUGCAAGCGGUGUAUCAUCCGAGAAAUCAGUAUAUUCUGCACAUGGAUCUUGAGGCUCCCCCACGGGAGAGGUUAAAUUUGACUAUGUCAGUGAAGAAUGAUCCAACAUUUAGUGAAGUGGAGAAUGUGCGUGUUAUGUCGCAAUCCAAUUUGGUGACCUACAAAGGUCCUACUAUGAUUGCUUGUACCCUUCAAGCCAUAGCGAUUUUGUUGAAGGAGAGCUUGAAUUGGGACUGGUUUAUAAACCUAAGUGCUUCCGAUUAUCCUCUUAUGACUCAAGACGAUAUGUUAUUCGUUUUCUCCAAUCUGUCUCGAAAUCUCAAUUUCAUUGAGCACACACAGAUUUAUGGGUGGAAACUGGACCAGAGAGCAAAGCCUGUCAUAGUUGAUCCGGGCCUCUACUUGUCUAAAAAAUCUGAAAUUGCAUGGACUUCUCAACGUCGGUCAAUUCCAACAUCUUUUAAGUUGUUUACUGGCUCUGCAUGGGUGAUUCUAACUCGCUCUUUUGUGGAAUACUGCAUAUGGGGGUGGGAUAACCUUCCCCGAACAAUCCUCAUGUAUUAUACAAAUUUCAUCUCUUCCCCUGAAGGAUAUUUUCACACUGUUAUUUGCAAUACUGAAGAGUUCCGUGGCACUGCUAUAGGUCAUGAUCUCCACUACAUUGCUUGGGACAAUCCUCCUAAGCAGCACCCACGUUCAUUAACAAUCAAGGAUCUCAGUAAAAUGGUAAACAGCAGUGCCUCCUUUGCUCGGAAAUUUCACAAGGACGAUCCAGUUUUAGACAAGAUCGAUAAAGAGUUGCUUGGUCGAACAAAUCGUUUUGCACCUGGGGCGUGGUGUGUUGGGAGCUCGAAAAAUGGGACCGAUCCUUGCUUACUGCGAGGUAAAGAUUCUGUGUUUAAGCCUGGUCCUGGUGCUGAGAGGUUGCAACAGCUAAUUGCGAAUCUGCUAUCUGAAGAUUUUCGUAGUAAGCAGUGCCAUACACAAUGAGGGCAAAAAAAAUGAACCAACCUUAUAUCAAGAGCAUAGGUUAAGGUAAUGGCUUUUUGAGAAGCUGUUUGCAAUUUUUUGCAGCAAGUAGUUGUUCUCUCACUCACAGGGGAAAGUUUGGAUAGUUCAACUGUAAAUUGUAAAUUACUUCUUUAAUAGAAUGCAGCAUCAAUGUAAAAAUUUCCGAUUUCAUUUUUUUAUCCACCCUUCAUGUAAUAUCCUGAACCUACGUACAUUAUGUAUUUGAGGUAUAAAUAUAAGUUUUGAAAAUUUAGGGUAA
Messenger RNA from Olea europaea var. sylvestris, 2452 nucleotides. RefSeq names its product beta-glucuronosyltransferase GlcAT14A-like. Lineage: Eukaryota; Viridiplantae; Streptophyta; Magnoliopsida; Lamiales; Oleaceae. The record is from RefSeq and is a predicted model, not a curated record. Gene Ontology annotation, molecular function: glucuronosyltransferase activity. The transcript has 5 exons. Bases 865 to 2172 code for a protein of 435 amino acids. Gene Ontology annotation, cellular component: membrane.